This is a messenger RNA of Eurytemora carolleeae, 1261 nucleotides long. RefSeq lists its product as uncharacterized. Bases 271 to 1143 code for a protein of 290 amino acids. The transcript has 10 exons. NCBI's taxonomy places the organism in Eukaryota, Metazoa, Arthropoda, Copepoda, Calanoida, Temoridae. The record is from RefSeq and is a predicted model, not a curated record.
UUUCUUCUUUGAUUCGUAGAUUGUGCAUUUAGUUCCUAGCUACCCUUUCCUGCUUCUCUAGUUAUUUAAUGCCGGAAAAUCAAAAAAAAAUAUGUUGAAACAAAUUUCUCGGCUUGUUUCAAGUGAAGUUACUCAACUUGCUUUCACUUGUCAAAGUUUAUCCUAUUAUCUUCUGUAAAUUAAAUAAUGUUCUGAAGUUCGUAUUUAUCUUUUAAAAAUCUUUUAAAAUAACCAUUUUCAAAACCUCCAAAUUUUCCUUAUUAGAUAAAAAUGGCUAAAGAAAGAGUUGCGUCAAUACCUUCUUUCUCAAAAAAGGUUGUCCAUGCAAAAGAGAAGAAGAAGAAGAGAGCUACUUUUUGUCCAAACAGUUCAAACAAAUCUUUACCUAAAACAAGGAAUAAAAGCUAUCAGUGGAGUGGGGUUAGUAAAUCAGCUCUAAAGAAGAAUAAUGAUGAGCUUGCCAAAGUUCUCAAUAGAUAUAAGGGUGGGUUCGCUGAGAAAGAGAAAGAAAUAUUAAGUUUAAAGAGUGAAAUUAUGGCUUUAAACCAGGAAAAUAAUGCUUUAAGACUACAGAUGGACCAAUCUGAAGAGUUAAAUGGACGCAAGCUUAGAGAACUUAAAAAUAAUCUGAACAGUGCUCUAGACAACCUUUUCAGUCUCCAGGAUAAUGUAUCUAAAUCAAUUAGUAUAACAAACAGCAGUUUACGUGCAUCCCAGGCAUCCAGGGCAUCCUCUUCAUCUUCCAGGAUAUCUGCUCCAUUAUCUUUUACAUCUAGGAUAUCAGGACCUCCAUUACAGGAGACAGGCAAAGCUAAUGGUUUGUCAAAUAUACGAUUCCGGGAUGCUUCGUAUCUUGUUCCGCACAAUUCACCGCCUAAAAAUCUUCCACAGAAUAAGGUAUCUCCUAUGGUCGCAGGACACGCUAUCUCUCGCCCUCGUAUUCAGCUUGCUAGGAUGGAUAUGAGAGAAGCUUAUAUUCAAGCUACACAGGAGAAUGUUGAACCAGUCGAAGCAGAACAGGAACAAGAAGCAAUAGAGCAGGAAGAGGCACCAGAAAUCAUGGUGAUUAUGAUCCCCCCACACACACACACACACACACUCUUAGCAAAGUCAUUCCACCUUUUUAAUCACCAAAAAAUUUGAAAUCGUUUUGUUCUAUAAUAGUGUCCAAAAUGCAAAUGUAGUUCCUAUCACAUUUGAUACAUAAAAAUGACGCCUGAUGGAAUAUUCUCACAAAUAAAGGUGCAACUAGUUUAGCCUU